Cydia amplana is the source of this 1250-nucleotide messenger RNA. RefSeq names its product serine/threonine-protein phosphatase 4 catalytic subunit (gene Pp4-19C). Gene Ontology annotation, cellular component: cytoplasm; nucleus. Bases 142 to 1065 code for a protein of 307 amino acids. Lineage: Eukaryota; Metazoa; Arthropoda; Insecta; Lepidoptera; Tortricidae. Gene Ontology annotation, molecular function: protein serine/threonine phosphatase activity. The transcript has 7 exons. The record is from RefSeq and is a predicted model, not a curated record. Gene Ontology annotation, biological process: double-strand break repair via homologous recombination.
AUCGUUUAUGCUUCAUCUUAUCUGUGGUCAGCUGUAACUGUAACGUGUUUGUAAUGGCGGAUUGUGAUUGUUUGUAGAAUUUAACGUUUUAUAUUGAAGAAUAGUUGCUUGCUUGUUUGUCCUUGCGAUUUAUUUACUACAAUGUCUGAUACUAGUGAUCUCGACCGCCAAAUCGAGCAGCUUAAGCGCUGCGAGAUAAUAAUGGAAGCCGAGGUUAAAGCCCUUUGCGCAAAGGCGCGCGAAAUCCUAGUAGAAGAAAGCAACGUCCAGCGAGUGGAUUCCCCUGUAACAGUGUGUGGAGACAUUCAUGGUCAGUUUUAUGACCUGAAAGAAUUAUUUAAAGUAGGAGGAGAUGUUCCAGAGACCAAUUAUCUUUUUAUGGGGGACUUUGUGGACAGAGGGUUUUACUCUGUUGAAACUUUCUUACUAUUACUAGCACUGAAGGUGAGAUAUCCUGACCGCAUCACACUUAUCAGAGGGAACCAUGAGUCCAGACAGAUCACACAGGUGUAUGGGUUCUAUGAUGAAUGUUUGCGGAAAUAUGGAUCUAUUACAGUUUGGAGGUACUGCACAGAGAUAUUCGACUACCUAUCACUCUCGGCCAUCAUAGACGGGCGGAUAUUCUGCGUGCACGGCGGGCUUAGUCCGUCCAUUCAGACGCUGGACCAGAUCCGCACCAUCGACCGCAAGCAGGAGGUGCCGCACGACGGACCUAUGUGCGACCUGCUGUGGAGCGACCCUGAAGACACACAAGGCUGGGGCGUGUCGCCUCGCGGCGCAGGCUACCUGUUCGGGUCGGACGUGGUGGCGCAGUUCAACGUGUCCAACGACAUCGACAUGAUCUGCCGCGCGCACCAGCUCGUCAUGGAAGGCUACAAGUGGCACUUCAACGAGACCGUGCUCACCGUGUGGUCGGCGCCCAACUACUGCUACAGGUGCGGAAACGUAGCUGCUAUAUUAGAAUUGAACGAAAAUCUUCAGCGAGAGUUCACAAUAUUCGAAGCGGCGCCGCAAGAGUCCCGGGGCGUGCCGUCCAAGAAGCCCCAGGCCGACUACUUCUUAUAAUGUCGCUUACGAUAGAAAAUGAAACGACUCGGUCUAGUAUUACAGUUUUAUUGUAGUGACAAACAUUUAAUGUGGACAUAAUUUAAUUGUGAUUUUAAGACUGGUAAGUGUAGCAAAGCAGAAAACCAAGGAACAGGACACUAGUUGAGUACGGCAGACCAGUCCUUACGGCCACCCCACACUAG